This is a messenger RNA of Meloidogyne enterolobii, 1147 nucleotides long. The record is from the annotation of a GenBank genome assembly. Lineage: Eukaryota; Metazoa; Nematoda; Chromadorea; Rhabditida; Meloidogynidae.
GAUAUCGAUGGUUAAAAAUUGUUACGCUCCUCUAACAAUUUUUAAUUUUUCUGCCCGGACAGCUCAAAAAACUCAAAAUCCCGAUAUUCUCUGCCUUUGUUCUUUUUCUUAUGUGCCUAGAAAAUUACCAGCAGAAUUUAAUGGAUCAAACCAUCUUUCAAAUAAUUUAAUUGAUCGAACCUUGAAUGAAUUGGUUGGACCGUUGCGCAAACUAGCUUUAAAGGAGGAGGAAGUUGUGGCCUUGAAAGCAACCAUUAUUUUGGAUCCGAAUGCUAAAAACCUCUCGGAGGAAGCUCAACAUGCUACCUCUGCCUUACGCAAUGCUGUACAAGAUAUGCUUUUUCAUUCAGUAAAAGAGUUGCAUCCUUCACAAAAUGCAGCCUCUCGUUUUGGCAAUUUAUUAUUAUUGUUGCCAACAAUUACUACUCUUUCUGGUUUAAUGAGUGAAAAUAUGCAAUUUUGUCAAGUUUUUGGCUGGACAGAUCCUUUACUUAAUGAAUUAUUUAAUAACGGGGAUGAAGAAAAAACAGCUUCUUAUAAUCAAGAAGGGCCUUUGAGUGCUUUUCUUGCAGAUGAGGAUGCUUUUGAUUUAACUACGAGCGGUGGUCCUCCACCUGUUUCUUAUAGCCCACCAAUGCUGGGAGGUGAAUCCUCUUCUCAUGGCAAUUAUUCGGCCUACGAACAGCCUUCCCCUCCACUCCAACCAUGCUCUUCCUCAUCUUCUAAUUCAUCCUCUUCCCCAUUUACUUCCUCUUCAUUAUCUUGUGUAUGUUUAACAGAAAAAUGUGAAAUGAGUACACAAACUGAUAUAAUUAUGAAUUUUGAGCCAUCAACAAAUAUUAAUAAUAGUCCAAUGAUGGAAUGUUGUUCUAAUCAAACAGCUUUAAAUCCGUUAGAUUUUGAUGUUGGGUGUAGUAAUGAUAAUGAUAUGUUUUUUGAUGGAGAACAAGUUAAUUUCAACGAUUUAUCAGCACACGGCCAUUCUUCAUUCCAAGAUAUAUUUUUUAACAAAGAUUCGGACAAUCUAAUUAACCAAAAUAAUUCAAUUGAAGACUUUCCAACUUCUUCAGAUUUUUUAUUUUUUGGUGAAAAUGGGGAAGCAUUAACAAACUCAAAUAUAUUAGACUUUAAUGGAUUAAUGCAAUAA